Messenger RNA from Arvicola amphibius (Eurasian water vole), 2742 nucleotides. Its product is annotated as la-related protein 1B-like. The record is from RefSeq and is a predicted model, not a curated record. Bases 843 to 1364 code for a protein of 173 amino acids. The transcript has 6 exons. NCBI's taxonomy places the organism in Eukaryota, Metazoa, Chordata, Mammalia, Rodentia, Cricetidae. Gene Ontology annotation, biological process: mRNA stabilization. Gene Ontology annotation, molecular function: RNA cap binding.
CAUGGAUGGAAAGAGUCCACGAAAGAGGAAGACGAGCCACAGCACCAACCCCCCUCUAGAGUGUCACGUUGGGUGGGUGAUGGAUUCCCGGAACCAUGGGCCAAGACCACCCUCUCUCAGGCAAUUGCUCCAGGGAUCUCCUGUCUCCGCCUUCUGAAUCUGGAAGUGCAGGCAGCUGCCACGUCCACCCAGCAUCCACAUGAGUCCUGGUGAUGAGAAUCCAGUCUCCUUGUUUCGGGUGAGCCACUGAUAGUUUUUCCUGUCCUCAAACAGCAGUUCCAAUGCUUCACCUUCGGAAGGGGCACCACUCCCAGGAGGCUGCAGCUGCACGCCUCACUCAUUCCCAAAGUUCCAGCAUCCUUCUCACGAACUGCUGAAGGAAAACGGCUUCACCCAGCGAGAGUACCACAAGUAUCGCCGGAGGUGUCUAAGUGGUGAGACGCUUCGUCUAGCUGUGUUGACAUGGUAGGGAACUUGGUCUAAAUGACAAGGUGCCUGCCCUUUGUCUAGCUGCACUGAUGUGCAGGAGAUUCUAAAACUUAAACUGUCACUUUAUAUCUUACUAAGAUAGCCUUUUAUUUUGUCCUAAAUAAGUACCUUUAGUUUAUAUUUUCUUGUGGGUUUUUUACAGCUUAAACACAUUAGUAAAUGGACUUAGUACCUUCUUGCUGUACUGUUGACAAGUAUUCAUAACUUGAGUGGUGUGUCAUAGAUUUACUGUUGGUCCUUUAUUUAGCAGAAUCUCAAUCGCUGUUUCGGGGUUGUUUCAUGUUUUGUUUUUUCAUUUGAGGUAUUCUCUCUUUCCAGAGAGAAAACGCUUAGGAAUUGGACAGUCCCAGGAAAUGAACACCCUCUUUCGUUUCUGGUCCUUCUUCCUCAGAGACCACUUCCACAGGAAAAUGUAUGAGGAAUUUAGACAACUUGCUUGGGAAGAUGCAAAAGAGAAUUACAGGUAUGGGUUAGAGUGUCUUUUCAGGUUUUAUAGUUAUGGACUGGAAAAAAAAUUCAGACAAGAAAUUUUUAAGGAUUUUCAAGAGGAAACCAAAAAAGACUACGAAUCUGGCCAGCUAUAUGGACUGGAAAAAUUUUGGGCCUAUCUGAAGUAUUCUCAGUCUAAGACACAGUCUGUCGACCCAAAACUUCAGGAAUACCUCUGUAGUUUUAAGAAGUUAGAAGACUUCCGUGUUGAUCCCCCCAUUAGUGAGGAACUUGGGAGAAAAAGACAUUCAUCUACUCCUGGGGAGGAGAGUAAUCGCCACAGACUUCCGUCGCUCUCCGCCACACCGCCACCACCUGCUGCUCUGCCUGCGUCUGCCGGUGACCCGCCUGAGAAACCUCUGGCUCCCAGGGACCACUCACCGUGACGGCGCGGCCUCGGCCUCCGUGGGGGAAGUAGACCUCACACAAAAGCCGCGUGUCCUUGAAAUCAGCAGUAGCAUCUCCUGAUGUUUAAUUGUGAUAAUCAGAAAACAAAAAGGAAGAAAAAUGGUUGUCUGUUUUUCUGGCAAGAUGAAUUCCACAAACAAGGUCUGAUUGACCUUAGGAGAUCCUGUAGUCCUGCACCUUGGCCUCCUGUCUUCUCGAAGGCCAUUGUUUACAAAAUUCCUUUAGUACAUUUACAGGCACGCACCAGGACCAGCUGACAGUCCAGCUCCUCCUCCUUACGGAAGAUCCAGUGCGCUGUAUUCGUCUCUUCUAUGGAACUCCAGGGUCAAAUCGUCACGUCAGUCCAGAUCUGAACGUAUCAAAAGCAAGGAGGGAUUUUGUAUAUAGGUUUUAAGUUCAGAAAUGGAUAUGAAAGAUACAUAUUUUCUGUAUAUACAUAGUUUGAAGGAUUUUUUUGUUUUAUUUUUUUAACAAAACAACGCACAGCUGACUGUAAUUGUCGUGAGGCCUGUGGGCUUUGGGAUGUGGCUGAUUUCACAGUGCUGUGUUGAUGUGGAGCUUUCUGAAUUGGCAUAAGUUGGGUAUGUAGAUUCAGAGAGUUUGACUUUUGUGAUUCUACAAAACCUUGCCCAUGUAACUGAAAACAACUGGGCUCUGUUGGAAUGCUUGUGUAAAUAAAUUAAUUUGUUUUGAAGGUGUCUGCUGUUUAUAUCUGCCAGUGGGCAUGUCAGCAGUCACAUGACCAUUCCCUUUUUUUUUUAAAAUUUUGUCUUAUGCUCAUAAUUGCUUUCAAGACUUGAAACAAAUUUAUUUCUAAUUCUUAGUGCUAUUGCAACCGAUGUAAAUAAUAGUUUUAUUUUGUGGAAUUUAAAAAAUAAAUUAUUUUGAAGUAUUUGAAUUGACUUUUAAAUUUGAUCUCUGCUAUAUUUACAAAGCGGUAUAUUCAAGCUCUGCUAGCAUUUCAGUUGUCAUCAUGAUUUAUUAACGACGUUCCAGCUGCGAAGUUCUCAGGUUUGUUUGUGCUGAACACAGUCUGAUCCGCGAGGACUGCAGUGCACCGGCAGAAACAGCUGCUUGCAACGCACUACAUUUAUUAUAUCUUUUUCAGCAGACUGGAUAUCUUGUCUUGUUCUCAUAAGUUACAGAUUAACAUACUUCUGGGGCCGUGACUUAGUGGCUCUUACCAAGCGUUUACACGGCCCUGAGUCCAAUCCUCACCACUGGGGGAAAGAAAUCUACGGUUUGCAGAGGUGGUGAUGUCGCUGGGAUCAAAUGCUUGCUAGCACUGUGAGGCCUGGACUGCACCCCUGACAGAGAAAAGGGGAAGAAAGAGAAGAGUGGGAGAGAAAAGAAAAA